Sphenostylis stenocarpa is the source of this 201-nucleotide messenger RNA. NCBI's taxonomy places the organism in Eukaryota, Viridiplantae, Streptophyta, Magnoliopsida, Fabales, Fabaceae. The record is from the annotation of a GenBank genome assembly.
AUGAAAGCCCAAAGAGCGAGGUGGGCCCAGUGGCUGUUGGGGGUGGGAUGGAGCAUUUUGAUGCGCAGAGUUCGGAUCGAAGUUCUACUUUCAGUCUUCAAUAUUUCUGUUACAUUCUCAUCGUUCUUUCCAUAUGCUCUAUCAUCUUAUCUCUCUCUUGGAGUCAUUGUUGCAGCCAGUGCCAUUCACCAUACCAAGUAA